Messenger RNA from Amphibalanus amphitrite, 3268 nucleotides. Its product is annotated as transforming growth factor beta receptor type 3-like. Bases 1 to 1494 code for a protein of 497 amino acids. NCBI's taxonomy places the organism in Eukaryota, Metazoa, Arthropoda, Thecostraca, Balanomorpha, Balanidae. The record is from RefSeq and is a predicted model, not a curated record. The transcript has 10 exons.
AUGCUGUUCGCCGUGAAAUACUCGCACGGACCACCCGUGGCCUAUGUCCGGGCCGCCGCCUUCAACGAGCUGGACAUCCGACUGAACGGCGGGCAGGUCAAUGACAAGCUGUCCGAAAUCCUGCCGGCGGACGAUGCCUCUCGAGUGCCGCUCCGCGAGGCACCAGUUUCGGACGCUUCUCACCCUCCGCCUGGCGACGGCGCAGGCUCGGCGUCUGGCCAGCUGCGGCGCUCCGUGUCCGUCUCCUGCGCGGGCGGCCGUCUGACGGUGGCCGUCCCGUCGUCUGACGCGGAUGCCGUCUCUGUGAGUCUCCUGCACCUGGACGACUGGGGCUGCUACUCACACCGGAACGGCACGCAUCUGGUGGUCAGCGGGCCCCUGACAGAGUGCGGUACCGGCCAGCGCCGCGACAGGAGCGGAGCCACCGAGUACUUUAACACGGUCCAUUUCGUGGCGGCCCCUCUGCCGGAGGAUGACGAGGAUUUCGAGGGCUCCGGAGCCGGAAUUGGCGGCGGCGACGGCUCCCUCAGCUCCUGGCCGAGGCCACAGCGGACCAGCGGAGGCUCGGUGCCGCUCAGCUGCAUACCGCCGCAGGCAGAGCAGCCCAACGCCGACCAGGACGUCACGCUGGACAUUGACGAGGUGGGCGCAACCAUGUACGACCUGGAGCUGGCCAGCGACCCGCAGUUUGCCCGGCCCGUCGAGCCCAACGUUCAGGUGGCCGUCUCCGAGACCGUCUACAUCAGGGCCACCCUCUUCAUGGCGCCGUACCUGGUGCCGGUGGCGGAGCAGUGUUGGGCGAGCGGGGCGGCCUCGCCGGCCUCUGCGGCCGCCUCUGCUCAGGUGACCCUGGUGGACGGCGCGUGUCCGGCCCGCUCGACGGUGACCCGACUGACGGGUCGCGACACCUCCUCCCCGGCGGCUGUCUACAGGGUCCAGGUGACCCGCGAGUUCGCCGCCCUGGGACCAUACUACCUCCACUGCCGGAUCGGCGUCUGCGCCACCCCCGACUCCCCGGCCCGGCAGCACAUUGUGCAGUGUCUUGAGGACCCGGUGGGUCACUGCUCGGCCGCUGGCGUGGCGUCCCAGACCUCAGGACGGCGUUUGGCCUCAGGACUACAGGUCAUCAGCAAAGGACCCUUCUUCACCUCACUGUCAGCGGACAGCGACGGGGACGGGGACGCCGCCGGUCGGCGUCCGCUGCCUCCGAUGGGGGUGUCGCACGAGACGGUGGCCGGUAUCGGGGUAGCGGCCUUUCUGCUGGGAGUGCUGCUCAUGGGCGGCGUGUGGCUCAUACACACCAAAAUCGGUCCGACGAAGCGGCACCACUUCCAGGCAGUGCCGCAGAAUCCCGGUCUGGAGCCGGUGGGCGGCAGUGCUGGCGGGGGCGGCGGCGGCGGCGGCGGCGGCGGCCAGUCGGCCAACUCGACGCCCAACUCGCAGACGCCCAUCAUCCUGGCGGGCCGCGCGGCGCCGCCAGCCGUCGGGGUCUAGCCGCCGCCAGCCGCGCUCCACCGCGCUCCACCCAAGACAUCCACAGUACAAAUGUUGUUACCUCAGCAAGUUUGGUUUGUUCCUAUCUGUUCUCUGCCAUUCACAGUCAUUGCGAGAGCCGCCCUGCGUCGGGGCGUUGGCGCCUGGCGGGCCGAGCACCCGGGUACGGCCAGCGCGAGCUCCAGGGGAGCGACUCUAGCGCCGCCACGCGGCCGGACGCAGUACUUACCACCUGUCGAUAGACGCGUUUACAUAGGGUUUGUUGCAAGCUUAUAUCUCCGUCCGUGAUGUUGCAAAAUAUGCCAAUGGUGCUGAACAAUUUACAAAAUGAUCCCCUCUAAAUAUUUGAAGACCACUGCAUCGAAAUUAUCGCCAAAUUAACGAGCUAGAGCCUCGUCAAAUAUGCUAUGUAAACCGGGUUAGAGUGUGAGCUUGAUCACGUGACCUGAGGGUGGGGCCUGACACACCGCAGGGGGCUGGGGAGGAAGAGGGUCGUAGAAUGCAGCGCCCAGUAUCUGAGGGCGACCGUUUAGCGGGAGGGGGGGGGGGGUCUUAGUGUGCGACCAGAUGCAUAUGCGGAGUGCCGAGCUCCCGCUCUGCGCCUGAGCCGCGCUGGUCAAGAAGAUCAGUGCGCAGUUGUAUUUGUGCAUUUCACGUGCGUGGCGUGGGUAGUACGCGAGCCGUUGUGUAGAGUUGUUGGACGUGAGACUGAGUACCUGGAGUGGCCGUGCGCGACGCGAUUUAAUCACGGUCGUUACUAGGGGCGCGGAGGUCUGGCGCUCGAGCCACACGGGUACCGUCGCACGGGACGGAGGGCGGGGCGCCCCCUGCAGAGUAGGGCCGCGCGCCGCCGCUAGAGGACGGACAGUUUAGUUGGCCGGCCCGUGGGUGGUCGUUUUAGUAGGCAGUCUCAGCCGGGACCGUAGGCGGGUGGGCCUGUGAUGCCAUUAAUCACAUACGUAAUCGGUGACCAUAUCUGAGGGAAUUUCGGCGGCCUGUCGCGAUCCCGCUCCGCUGGAGGAGCCAUCCGUUGACCCUCCGUGCCCUGGACGGUCCGGAUCGGAAGUGCUGCUCAACUAGCGGCCGCCCUCUUGGAGAGGAGUUAGAAUGCACAUAUCUCGGUCGAGCUGGCUGGAGGUUGGAGGGGCGAACCGCCGGGUCUAGUUAACCGCUCGGACGCUGCGCGAACGGUGCUUCCAUGCUAUCCUACCACCUACCUACCUAUCGUCUAACCAGGGGCGCGUUGACUGUUUACCUCCCGCUAUCGCGCUGCGCUGCGCUGCUGGCUCGGUAUCGCGAUUUGCUCACGUCUUCUUGUAUGUUACGAUCUGCGCGGCGGGCGUUCUCCACAAGGGGGGGGGGGGCUGUCAGUCAUUAUUCGUUCUGCGUCUGUGUUGGUGUCGCUCUCAAUUGCAGAGGCCGAACGCCAUAGGGAGUUGUCAGCUCCCAUGUCCUUAUUCUGGGCUACCUUGUCUCCGCCAAAUACGUACUCUGUCCAGGGCAUCCCCGUAGAGCCGGCAUUUACUGAAUAAUGGUGUCGCUGCUAGAAUAUCGUGACCUCCUAUGCUUUUACAAUGCUCUUGUUGGUUUUAAUCCUUGCUUGUUGAAGGAAAUCACUUAUUGGAAGUGAUGUAGGCCGGUAUACCUCCAUAAUGUUCGUAAAAGGCAUACCUCCGGUAGCAAUGGUUGAAUUUUUAUUGUGUAUGAUGUCCCCGUUUUGUUCACUGUACAUUAUGGCAGUGAAUCGCAUAAGAAUAUGUCAAUGCGAAUCAAG